AUGACCGAUGCAACAAGCGUGAAGAACGUUGCAGCAAUAUCAACAAUGAUUCGCUGCAAGUUGAAGCAAUUCUUUCAGAAAUAUUUCCUAGAAGGGCAAAAAUAUUCAUACGAGGAAAGAACAAUUAUUAAAGAAAAUCAAGAAAGCAUUGAUGAAUUGUUGAUAAAAUAUCGAAAAUUAUUUGGUUUUCUCAUACCAUUUAUUUUUUUCCAAACAAUAUAUUGGUUAUUGGUUUUUCGUUAUAAUUUAUAUUAUUAUUUUAAAGAUAAAUAUGUGAUGACAAUAGUGAUGAUUUUUGGAGCGUUAAUUGGAGGAAUGACAACAGAAGGUGGUGGAGCUAUAGCAUUUCCAAUAAUGACAUUAGCUCUUAAUAUAAGUCCUGUUGUGGCUCGUGAUUUUUCAUUUAUGAUACAGUCUUGCGGCUUAACUGCUGCAUCAUUUACUAUUUUUUUCACUGGAAUAUUAAUUGAAUGGCAUUCGAUAAUAUUUUCAACAAUUGGUGCUAUUUUCGGAGUUAUCAUCGGACUUGAGAUAGUUGACCCCUUAUUGUCACCAGCAGAAAAGAAAAUGACAUUUGUUUCGGUGUUUUUUUCAUUUGCGAUUGCAUUAUUUAUUUUAAAUUCUGAAAAAAAGCGCAAAACAUUUAAUAAAAUUGAUCAAUUUACUCUAUCGAAAGCGCUUAUUUUAAUUAUUAAUGGAUUUAUUGGAGGUAUUUUUACCGGUGUUGCCGGUUCCGGCAUUGAUGUUUAUUCGUUUUCAAUACUUACUUUACUUUUUCGAAUAAGUGAAAAAGUCGCAACACCAACAUCUGUGGUACUAAUGGCAGCAAAUAGUAUGGUUGGUUUUUUCUGGAGGCAAUUUAUGCAAAAUGAAAUUGAACAGGAAUCCUGGGAAUAUUUCUCGGUAUGCUUACCUGUAGUUGUAAUUUUUGCACCAGUUGGUAGUUUUCUUGCAUCAUAUCUCCAUCGACUAACACUUGCUUCAUUUAUUUACAUACUAGAAACAAUCGCUUUGAUUGGUGGUUUGAUAAUAAUUAAGCCUAACUGGCGACUGCUUAUGUUUACAAUGGUUCUUAUCAGUGGCUCAUUGAUAUUUUAUAUGACAAUUGCACGUUAUGGGCAAAAAUUAAUGUUGCAGAAGAUAAAAGCAUCUGAAUUGAAAGAGAAAAUAAAUAACGAAAACGCAAUUGCAUCAAUUAUCUAA
This is a messenger RNA of Brugia malayi, 1203 nucleotides long. Its product is annotated as amine oxidase-like protein, putative. The record is from RefSeq and is a predicted model, not a curated record. The coding region runs from base 1 to 1203 and encodes 400 amino acids. NCBI's taxonomy places the organism in Eukaryota, Metazoa, Nematoda, Chromadorea, Rhabditida, Onchocercidae. The transcript is spliced from 9 exons. Gene Ontology annotation, cellular component: membrane.